AUGGUGGAAACCGUGCAAGUUUUGUGCUGCCGCCUGGACGGAGAACUAUCACGUCUCAAAUGGAUACAAUGUUCCAGCCUGCCAGUCCCCAUUGAGGCAACCUCACACCACCACUGCACGGCAUCUGACAUCCAGGUUCGCUUCUCUUUCUUCUUGAUCUUCAACAAUCAGUCCGGGCUGCAGGCAUCCAUCACGAAGCCCGUCAUUUCCCAAUUCGCCAUCGGACAAAAGGGACCACAAGCAACCCGGAAUCCCUGA
This is a messenger RNA of Neurospora tetrasperma FGSC 2508, 258 nucleotides long. RefSeq lists its product as uncharacterized. The record is from RefSeq and is a predicted model, not a curated record. Lineage: Eukaryota; Fungi; Ascomycota; Sordariomycetes; Sordariales; Sordariaceae. The coding region runs from base 1 to 258 and encodes 85 amino acids. The transcript has a single exon.